Messenger RNA from Cyprinus carpio (common carp), 882 nucleotides. Its product is annotated as DEP domain-containing protein 1B-like. NCBI's taxonomy places the organism in Eukaryota, Metazoa, Chordata, Actinopteri, Cypriniformes, Cyprinidae. Bases 153 to 536 code for a protein of 127 amino acids. The transcript has 2 exons. The record is from RefSeq and is a predicted model, not a curated record.
AAACUCAUCUACUGUACAUCUAAGAUGGCCUGAGGGUGAGGACGUUUUCAGCAACUUUUCUCUUUUGGUUAUUUUCAGAGAUGCAAAUGUAAAAUUUAACGCCCCUUUCUCACCCCACUUCUGAUCUCUUCGCAUGCUUUGGUUUCUUCAAGAUGACAGACACGGACACCUCCAUGGCGUCACCACCUCACUCGUUCUGCAGACAGAUCAGCAGAGAGGAGUUUGAGCUGCAGAGGGUUUCUGGUUCUCAAGAAACCAUCGUGGAACUAUUGGAGAACAUCAUACAAGACAAGAACAUGUCCAUCAAAGACAAGAAGAAGAAACUAAAGCAGAGAUCUCACCCUGACAUCUACAGUAGGCGCUUUCCCGCUGCUGAAAGCGAGGAGCCGGUUUUCCCAGAGAGACCCCAGAGACUCAAAGCUCAGCUGAUGUUCCUCACGCUGAAGAAACCCUUCCAGCCCUUCCAGAGGAGCUGGAGCUUUCGGCUUGAGGCAGUGCUCAGAGUGGUCAGUUUGAUGCCAAGGCGACCGUGUUAAGUAUUGUUACCAAGGAGAGAUGUUACGGAGUAUUAAAGGUUGCAUUCUGCUAGGACAUCCUGAAUCUAAAUAACACUAAAUUCACCUCAUCAGUGAUCAGAUGGAUUAAAUCAAGUAUAAUGCUGUGCAUUGGAGUCCUUUAGGACAAGACACUACAGGCAAAACCAUUGUUUUUUCAUGCACUAGUCAAUUUUGUAAAAAGGUUUUUGGCUAUUUUGCUUUCUUAACAUGCUUACUUCCAGACUAGUGGAAAGAAAAAAUCCAAAAUACACAUUUAAGUGUUUAUUUUAUUACACUUGAUCUAUUUGCAUCUGUAGAUUUCAUUUACAGUACAGAUCUGUAUUAA